This is a messenger RNA of Lytechinus variegatus (green sea urchin), 2773 nucleotides long. Its product is annotated as rab5 GDP/GTP exchange factor-like. Gene Ontology annotation, biological process: vesicle-mediated transport. NCBI's taxonomy places the organism in Eukaryota, Metazoa, Echinodermata, Echinoidea, Temnopleuroida, Toxopneustidae. The record is from RefSeq and is a predicted model, not a curated record. Gene Ontology annotation, molecular function: small GTPase binding; DNA binding; guanyl-nucleotide exchange factor activity. The transcript is spliced from 8 exons. The coding region runs from base 517 to 2232 and encodes 571 amino acids. Gene Ontology annotation, cellular component: endocytic vesicle; cytosol.
UACCGUAUACCGUACGUAACCCGUAGACUAUUUAUCACUAGCGCUAUACUAUAGCGCAGUGCAGCUGCAGCCGAAUCUUCGAUUUUUAGUUGCUUGGACAGUUACCCAACCUCUUCUUCGACGUUUUAUCGACUCAGUCUCAGUGCAGAAUCACAUAGGUUAAGGUUAGACUCUUUUUGGAGUACGGUACAUGCAGAAAUUGAUCCAGAAACGACUCGAGUCAAGUCAGAUCGGCGUACCCUACGGCAGGGUAUACGGACCACGGCACCGCACCGCGCACCUGCACCUGUCCUGGCCUUUGAUCGAGGCUUCUUCGUCCUCUUUGAGUCUUCUGUUCCGGUACGGCAGCCAUCACAAAAUAUCAUCGGGACUCGGGUCGCUUCGUGGCAGUCGUGGUUUCAAAAUUCAAGCAAUUGCAGUUUUCUAUGCAUUCACAAUCACAGGACGGAUCCUGAACAAGGUGAAAGAAGCAGUGCUAGCAAGAAAUCCAGUGCUUUUUGAUCUGCAUCUUUCAAGAUGGCUGCUCCAACUCGAAAGAAGAAGGGUUUCCACAUUGAUGAGGCUGAACUUCUCUGCAAGAAAGGCUGUGGGUUCUAUGGCACUGUCGCUUGGCAGGGAUACUGCUCCAAAUGCUGGAGGGAGGAAUGCCAACGCAGUCGUCAAGCUCAGAUAGAGAGUGAUGCAUUGUUUGCCAAGAGGCUGUACGAGAGUGAAAUGCAACGCUCUGGCCGUCCCUCCACUCUAGUGACCACCCCAGAUCAACAAACCUCUAAUGAACCCACCCAUAUGGCCCUCACGUUUCCCCCUCGAUCUUCUAAGCCAGAGCAGCCCCCAUCCCCUUCAGGCCAGCAAGGGGUGGUGUCCCCAGCAGGUGCCCCCACCCUAGGGGGUCAAAACGAGACUCUGACCUUUGAUAAGUUUGAGGAGAAAAGGAAGCAGAGACAGAAUAGCAAAACAAAGUCCAUGAAGACACUCUUCUCAAAGGGUGGCAAGACACCAAACAGAGAUGGCGCUGCUCCUGCUCCUCACGCACGACUUGAGAAACAGAUCAGCAUGGAGAGCCAGCGUGCCAUGGGCGACUUUAUGGAGUUCCUUAAAAUCCUCAACCGCCCUGCUGCUCAGGAUCUAAAUAAGCAGUGCAGGGCAUUUGUGGAGAGACUCCAGAGGGAGUCUAAUUUAUCAGUGGAAGAGCAGGCUGAGUUGGUCCAGGACUUCUAUCACAGCAUGGGCGAUAGAAUGAGCACCCACAGUGCCUUCAAAGGCAUGUCCAGCUUCUCCCAUUCGAAAAGAUAUUCCUCUGAUUUUCAAGAAGCUACUGGGAAUAAUCGGUCAUAUGACCAAGGUACGAGCCCAGAACAGUGUUCAACAAUGAUGGAUCACCUAGAGAAGGUCAUCAUGACACGCCUCUAUCGUGACCUCUUCUGUCCUCCUUUGACCGAUGAUGAACAGAAGGAUCUAGCCAUCCAGAAUCGUAUUCGUCGUCUUCGUUGGGUCAUGCCUUCCAUGCUAGAUGCUGCUAUCAAUGAAGAUAAUACCAAUGUUGAGAGGCUGAUAGAGAAGGCUCAAGAAGAGCUGAUUGACAUGAACAGCAAGAGAGCACCAAUUGACAAGCUGAGUUGCAUCGUUAGGACCAGCAAGCUCAUCUUCCAAAUGGUACACCAGUCCCAAGGUGCACCGGCCAGUGCUGAUGACUACCUACCAGUCCUGAUUUACAUGGUAUUGAAGGCCAAUCCUCCGCAGCUCCACUCCAACAUCCAGUAUGUCUCAAGGUUUGCUAACCCAAGCAGGCUGAUGCAAGGAGAAGCUGGGUACUACUUCACUAAUCUGUGCUGUGCAAUCUCCUUCAUUGAGAACCUUGAUGCCCAAUCACUCUCCCUGACCCAAGAGGAGUACGAUGACUACAUGUCCGGUCGUGCCGUGCCACCGGGUAGUGAGAGGAACACCGAACCUAUAUGUGAGGGACUACGUAUGAUGUAUGCUAACCUCUCAGCCCUGGAGGACUUGCGCAUUCGACAGGACUGCUUGAUGGAGAAUGCCCUUGACCUUCAAAGAGAGCUGACCGCCUGGAGGGAUGGUGUUGUGGACAGAGUCCAGGAGGUACUGACCACUAAACCUCUUGUGGUCAAGAGGUUUAAGGUUCCGAGGCUUGAUGAUGACAUCGCCCAGGAGGACAACAAGGAAUUGCCCUCACCUCUGCAGCCAGUAGUUGUACCAAUGAAACCAAUAACUUAAGAGUGUUGUAGAAAAUCUCAAGUUUGAUGCAUAUUAGGAAGGAAUAUGCGUGGAAAGUUAUGUAAUGCCUCUGUAUAUUGAAGCAAUAGUUUAUGGUGGCCGGAGUAUAAGGAUGCUGCAAAGUGUCCUGAACUAUAUGUGGGUGAUACAACCCAUUUCAGUAGGUAAUCCACAAAUGUGCAUAUUUAUAAUAGUGAUUGUAAAAGUGAGAUCUGCAUAAAGUUACCACCUCAAUCAUAGGCUUAGAAAAAGUUAUGGUUGGAUUUGUUGGAUGUUCAGUGGAUGACGUCAUUGUACAAUGGGCUGAAUAAUCAAUAUCAAACAACCAAUCAAAUGACAAGGAUCUAUCUAGGUGUCAUGUAGUGAGUUUUGAGGAUUAAGUGUCCUUGUAUCUUUAAUGGUUGUUCAUACCCAUUGCACCAACUGUGUAAGGACUCAUGUAGAAAGUCCAAACUUAUGUGCAUAUCUUAAGACAAUGUGCAAGAGCAGCAUAUGAGGAUUAGAUAUUACAGUGAAGAAAUGAGAAGGACAUUUGUACAAU